Gymnodraco acuticeps is the source of this 2097-nucleotide messenger RNA. RefSeq names its product prostaglandin reductase 2 (gene ptgr2). Bases 272 to 1315 code for a protein of 347 amino acids. NCBI's taxonomy places the organism in Eukaryota, Metazoa, Chordata, Actinopteri, Perciformes, Bathydraconidae. Gene Ontology annotation, biological process: prostaglandin metabolic process. The record is from RefSeq and is a predicted model, not a curated record. The transcript is spliced from 8 exons. Gene Ontology annotation, molecular function: 15-oxoprostaglandin 13-reductase [NAD(P)+] activity.
AACCAUCUUGCUUUCUAUUGAAUUAGACCUCUUCAGUGGUGUGUUGACUUUCUGCUAACCUCCUACAGACAGAGCAGAAGGAAUGUUAACACAGUGUUUGUAACAGGUUUUACAAGAAGUUGGACACUUUUCGUGUUGCUAUUUUAUAUAACAACCAGACAUUUCUUAACACACUUCUCAUCAAACUUGACGGUUGUUGUCAGGUCGGGUUUUUAAUUCAGGUCCCAGUGCCACUUAGCGUAGACAUCAAGGCUAGCGUUACUUUCCAAGGAUGCCGGUGCAGAGAGUCGUUCUCAACUCACGACCAGGUAACAACGGAGUGCCAGUUCCUGCACAUUUCCGCCUAGAGGAGACCACUUUGGCACCUGACCUGGAAGAUGGGGAGGUCCUUGUCCGGACGCUUUGCCUCUCAGUCGACCCUUACAUGCGGUGCAGAAUGAAUGAAGACACCGGUGUUGGUUAUGUGACUCCAUGGCAGCUGUCUGAGUGUGUAGAUGGUGGAGGUGUCGGUGUGGUCGAGUCCAGUCGCUGCAGUGCUUGCAGUGAGGGAGAUGUGGUCACUUCAUUCAACUGGCCUUGGCAGACCAAAGCUGUCAUGAAAGGGAGUGCCUUACAAAAGGUUGAUCCACAGGUGGUCGAUGGACACUUGUCGUACUUUUUGGGUGCAGUUGGGAUAACAGGUCUCACUGCACUGUUAGGCGUAAGGGAGAAGGGCAAUGUGACCAAAGGGGCCAAUCAGACCAUGGUGGUGAGUGGCGCCGCUGGGGCCUGUGGCUCCGUAGCUGGACAGAUCGGCAGGCUGGAUGGCUGUGUGAGAGCGGUUGGGAUUUGCGGCUCUGAAGAGAAGUGCAGAGCUUUAGUGGAUGACUGCGGCUUUUCUGCAGCCAUCAACUACCGCAAAGAGGACAUACCUGUAAAGCUCCAGGAGCUCUGCCCCGAUGGGAUAGAUGUUUACUUUGACAACGUGGGAGGUGGCAUCAGUGAUACUGUAAUUGCACAGAUGAACAACAACAGCCAUGUGAUCCUGUGUGGGCAGAUCUCACAGUAUAACAAAGAUGUGCCAUAUCCUCCGCCUCUGAGCGAGGAGAUACAGGAAACCCUGCGAAGGAACAAUAUCACCCGGGAACGAUUUACAGUGCUUAACUACAUGAACAAAGCAGACGCUGCCCUCUGUGAACUCAGCCAGCUAGUUAAAUCAGGACACAUCAAUGUGCUGGAAACUGUGGUGGAAGGCAUUGAAAAGAUGGGAGAUGCAUUUUGCUCCAUGAUGAAAGGGGGAAACAUUGGAAAGCAAAUUAUAAAGAUAUCAGAGUGAAGGAAAUUGCUUCUCUCACCAGACGGAUGCCUUGGGAAAUUAACAUGUUGCAUUUCAAUGAUUUCCAAUAACACUAACUUAAUGAUCUCUAGUGCGAUAUUUCAUUGAUGAGCGGUUGCCAUUAGUUGGCAAUUAUGCAUCAUAAACAUAAAUCACACAAUGUUUUAUUACAUUUGUUUCUUGACAAAAAUAAAUGUAAAGAGUGCUUAGAAGUCUUGAACUUUAUAACUUACUGAUUUAUUCUUUGGUGCCAAUUUUAAUAUGUGUAAAAUAUGUAUGUGUACCACAUAUUGCCGUGCUGCCUGAUAAUAUUACCUCACUUCUCAAUCUCAACACUUGUGGUUUUAAAAUCAUCCGGUGUGGAAAAUAAAAGUGCCAUGAUAAGACAUCAGCAUAUGUUCUGGUAUGUAGCGCUAUAACUGACAAAUGGUAGAGAAGGUUUAUCAGACAUGAGAAACACAAAAUACUGUUAGUAAAAUAAUCAAAAUGUGGUGUUUAAAGAAACAUAAAGCUUUUAAAUGUUUUCCUUUAACCUCCAACAGUUGAAAACUGAUCUGAUUGUAGGUUCAAAUAACUAAUAGUAACUAGCUAGCUUAACUGAACACUGCUAGCUUACUGUUAAAUUACCAGUCUUCCAGGGAGCUAAUGUUAUGUAACCCAAUCUAACCUUCUCCAAAAUAUUGAGCCAGUAAAUGUUUUCUUUGUCAACCAUAUGCACUGAAUAUGGCUUUAGCAUCAAUGUAUAAUUGCUUCAACAGUAGCAAAAGGCUGCUAGCUAACAC